Messenger RNA from Plectropomus leopardus (leopard coralgrouper), 617 nucleotides. Lineage: Eukaryota; Metazoa; Chordata; Actinopteri; Perciformes; Serranidae. The record is from RefSeq and is a predicted model, not a curated record.
CGCAGCACUGACGGAGUGUAUGAGGAAUAAAUCUCUGGCCAAGUUUUUUCGGGAGCGUCAGGCGUCGCUGAAGCGCUCGCUGCCUCUCGGUUCAUACUUGCUCAAACCGGUUCAGAGGAUCCUCAAAUACCACCUGCUGCUCCAGGAAAUAGCGAAGCACUUUGACCCUGAGGAGGAGGGCUAUGAGGUGGUGGAGGAGGCGAUCUACACCAUGACCGGCGUGGCGUGGUAUAUCAACGACAUGAAGAGGAAACACGAGCACGCCGUCAGACUGCAGGAGGUCCAGUCUCUGCUGCUGAACUGGAAAGGUCCGGACCUCACCACCUAUGGAGAGCUGGUCCUGGAGGGAACCUUCAAGGUCCACCGCGCCAAAAACGAGAGGACGCUCUUCCUGUUUGAUCGCAUGCUGCUCAUCACCAAACGCCGCGGCGAGCACUACGUCUAUAAGACGCACAUCUCGUGUUCGACUCUGAUGCUGAUCGAAAGCGCCAAAGACUCUCUGAGCUUCAGUGUGACUCACUACAAACAUCCCAAACAGCCCCACACCGUCCAGGUGAGACCACCUACACCUGACCUACACCUGAUCUACACCUGACCUACACCUGAUCUACACCUGA